GUCAACAAAAACAACUGGUGAACCCACUACAACUGUUACUGGGGCAUCAACAACAACUGGUGAACCCACUACAAUCAUCUCUGAGGUAACAAAAACAACUGUUCAACCCACAUCAACAGUCACUGGUGUGUCAACAACAACUGGUGAACCCACAACAACAGUCACUGCUGUGUCGACAACAAUGGUGACAGAUGUACCAAUUACAACAUUAACAGGUGCAUUGACAACAACUGGUGACCCCACCACAACCAUCACUGAGUCAACACAAACAACUGGUGAACCCACCACAACUGUUACUUUGCCAUCAACAACAACUGGUGAACCCACUACAACCAUCACUGAGUCUACAAAAACAACUGGUGAACAAACUAGAUCAGUCACUGCUGUGUCGCCAACAACUGUUGAACCCACUACAACUGUUACUGGGGCAUCGACAACAACUGGUGAACCCACUACAACCCUCAGUGGUGUGUCGACAACAAUGGUGACAGAUGUACCAAUUACAACAUUAACAGGUGCAUUGACAACAACUGGUGACCCCACCACAACCAUCACUGAGUCAACACAAACAACUGGUGAACCGACUACAACUGUCACUGUUGUGUCAACAACAACUGGUGAACCCACUACAACUGUUACUUUGCCAUCAACAACAACUGGUGAACCCACUACAACCAUCACUGAGUCUACAAAAACAACUGGUGAACAAACUAGAUCAGUCACUGGUUCAUCUACAACAACUGGUGAACCCACUAUGACCAUCUCUGAGUCAAUCAAAACAAUUGUUCAACCCACAUCAACAGUCACUGCUGUGUCAUCAACAACUGGUGAACCCACUACAACUGUUACUGUUUCAUCAACAACAGCUGGUUCUUCCACUACAACCAUCACUGAGUCAACAAAAACAACUGGUGAACCCACUACAACUGUCACUGUAGUAUCAACAACAACUGGUGAACCCACUACAACUGUCACUCGUGGGUCGACAACAACUGGUGAACCCACUACAACUGUUACUGGGGCAUCAACAACAACGGGUGAACCCACUACAACUGUUACUGGGGCAUCAACAACAACUGGUGAACCCACUACAACUGUCACUCGUGGGUUGACACCAACUGGUGAACCCACUACAACUGUCACUCGUGGGUCGACAACAACUGGUGAACCCACUACAACUGUCAUUGAUUCAUUAACAACAACUUCUGAACCCACUACAACCGUAAUUGAUUCAUCAACUACAGCUGGUGAACCCACUACAUCCGUCACUGAGUCAACAAAAACAACUGGUGAACCCACUACAACCGACACUGGUGUGUUGACAACAACUGGUGAACCCACUACAAUAUUCACUAGUGUGUUGACAAAAAUGGUUACAGCGUCACCCACUACAUCCGUCACUGGUACAUCAGCAACAACGGCUACAGCUGCACCCACAACAACCGUCACUAGUGCAUCAAAUGUCAACACAACGACAACGGCUACUCCUGUCAUCACUACUGCCAUCGUCACAGCCACGACAACUGCAACUACCGCUGUUGCAAUCACUAGGGUUCCUGUGGUGUUCAGGUCCAGAGGAGAGACAUUUACCUCUGACCUAUCAAACCCAUCAUCUCAGGCCUUUCAAACAAGAGCAUUACUGAUUAAAACUCAGCUUGAACCUUUCUAUCGAUCGGCUUUCACCUCUUUCAACAGUUUGGAUGUGACAGAAUUCAGCUCUGGAUCCAUCAUCAAUACUGUAAAUGUAGCAUUCAGCUCCCCCUCUGUCCCUAAUAUCACAGAGAUUGGCACUGUUUUGAUAAAUGCUGCGCAAAACAUCACAGCUUUGGAAAUUGACCCCAACUCAGUGACGGUCAACAGCACAGCUGAAGCCACAAAAACUCUUACCAGUGCAAUAGCAACGAGUGGCUUAUCGACAAGAACUGGUGAACCCACUACAUCCGUCACCAGUGUGUCGACAAUGAGUGGUGCAUCAACAACUGCUGUUACAGCCGAACCCGCUGCAACUGUCAUUGAUGCACCGACAACAACAGGUGAACCCACUACAACCAUAACUGAUUCAUCAACAAUAACUUCUGAACCCACUACAACCAUCACUGAUUCAUCAACAACAACUGGUGAACCCACUGAAACAUUGACAUUAACUAGUGAAUCCACUACAACAGUCACUGGUGUGUCGGUAACAAAGUUUACAGCUGAACCCACUACAAACGUCACUGGAGCAUCAACAACAACUGGUGAACCUACUUCAGCCGUCACUGGUGUGUCGACAACAAGUUACGAAUCCACAACUACUGUUACUGCAGCACCCACUACAACCGUCAUGGGUGUGUUGACGACAACUACUAGUGAACCCAUGACAACCAUUACUGGUCCAUUGACAACAUCUGGUGAACCCACUACAACCAUCACUGGUGUGUUGACAACAAUGGUUACAGCUGUACCAAUUACAACUGUCAAUGAUUCAUCAACAACCAUUGGUGAACCCACUACAACCGAAACUGAUUCAUCAACAACAACUGGUGAACCCACUACAACCAUCACUGGUGUGUUGACAACAACGGUUACAGCAGUACCAAUUACAACUGUCACUGGUGUGUCAACAACAACUGGUGAACUCACAACAACCAUCACGGGUGUGUCGACAACAACGGGUGAACCCACAACAACCAUCACUGGUGUGUCGACAACAACUGGUGAACCCACUACAUCCGUCAUGGGUGUGUUGACGACAACAGUAACUGGUUCAUCGACAACUACUAGUGAACCCAUGACAACCAUUACUGGUCCAUUGACAACAUCCGGUGAACCCAAUACGACCGUCACUCGUGUGUCGACAACAACUGCUGAACCCACUACAACCAUCACAGGUGUGUUGAAAACAACGUUUACAGAAGUACCCAUUACAACUGUCACGGGUUUGUCGACAACAACUGGUGAACCCACUACAACCAAAACUGAUUCAUCAACAACAACUGGUGAACCCACUGCAACCAUCACUGGUAUGUCAACAAUGAGUGGUGCAUCAACAACUACUACAACAGCUGCACCCACUACAACUCUCACUGAUUCAUCAACAACAACGAUUACAGUGGCACCAACUACAGCCGUCACUGGUGUGUCGACAACAAGUGAUGCACCAACAACUACUGUUACUGCAGCACCCACUAAAACCGUCAUGGGUGUGUUGACGACAACUGGUGAACCCACUACAACAAUCACUGGGCUGUCGACAACAACUGUGUGUUGA
Molecule: messenger RNA, 3250 nt
Organism: Oncorhynchus mykiss (rainbow trout)
Lineage: Eukaryota; Metazoa; Chordata; Actinopteri; Salmoniformes; Salmonidae
Source: RefSeq, a predicted model, not a curated record